Vicia faba (fava bean) is the source of this 654-nucleotide messenger RNA. Lineage: Eukaryota; Viridiplantae; Streptophyta; Magnoliopsida; Fabales; Fabaceae. The record is from the annotation of a GenBank genome assembly.
AUGAUUCAAAAUCAAUUUGGUGUGAAUAUCAAAAGAAUCAGAUCUGAUAAUGGAAAAGAGUUCUUCAAUCAUGUCAUUACUCCUUUUUGUGAAAAAGAAGGAAUAAUUCAUGAGUCCUCUUGUGUAAAAACCCCACAACAAAAUGGAAUUGCUGAAAGAAAAAAUGGUCAUCUUCUUGACCAAACUCGGGCAUUGUUGUUCCAAAAUAAUGUUCCAAAGUAUCUUUGGGGAGAAGUUGUUCUUACAGCAACAUACCUCAUUAAUCGGCUACCUUCUAGAGUGUUGGAAUUAAGGAGUCCUAUGGAUAUUCUUUCGUCCUUUUAUCCAAACAUUUCGACCACAAAUAAUCUUGUCCCACAGAUCUUUGAGUGUGUCUCGUUUGUUCAUAUCCAUAGUCAAGGUAGGGGAAAGCUUGAUCCUAAGGCUCUCAAAUGUGUCUUUGUUGGAGAUGUUACUUUUCAUGAAGGAAAAGCCUACUUCACUCAACCUUAUCUUCAAGGGGAGUCUCUUAGUGAAGAUAAGAGUAAUUCUCUUGAAACUCUUAUUCUUCCUAAUCUUGAAAUGAAUUCUCAUGAGAUCAAUUCGAGAGAAGGAAUGGUUGGAAAUGAAUCUAAAAAUGAGGCAUUGGUUGAAGAUAGAUUUGGAAAUGAAUAA